Rana temporaria (common frog) is the source of this 1213-nucleotide messenger RNA. It is a transcript of the gene MIS12, whose product is annotated as MIS12 kinetochore complex component. NCBI's taxonomy places the organism in Eukaryota, Metazoa, Chordata, Amphibia, Anura, Ranidae. The transcript is spliced from 2 exons. Gene Ontology annotation, cellular component: chromosome, centromeric region; nucleus. Gene Ontology annotation, biological process: mitotic sister chromatid segregation; protein localization to kinetochore; mitotic cell cycle. The coding region runs from base 330 to 1016 and encodes 228 amino acids. The record is from RefSeq and is a predicted model, not a curated record.
AAAGAACACACGAGUUGGAUUGUUUGGUUAAACAGCAUAGGAAAACGAUUAGUACGCAGCUCCAGACAUACUUUACUAUCACCUGUAUACUGGUAUGAGUCGGGUUUUUAUAUUUUGUGGAGCAGGAGGUGGCUUUCCCGAAUCAAACAUGGCGGAAGUUGACGUUCUCUGACGCCCUAUUGUUGACGUGUAGUAUUGGCUGGAAAGUAGAGGCCGUUGUGGUUUCUCUUUGGUGCCCGGGAAGUUCAGCUGUGUGUGAAGGAGUUGGAGGGACGGGUGGUAUAUUGGAGCACUUACCUAGGACAGGUCUCCUUUUGAAAAGUUCAACCAUGUCUGUUGUUCCAGUGUGCUAUGAAACCCAGUAUUUUGGGUUCACACCACAGACCUGCAUUCUUCGACUUUACAUUUCAUUUCAAGAUUACUUAUUUGACAUGUUGCUGGUUGUUGAAAGUGUCAUCCUGAAAAAACUAGAGAAAUUUCCAAACUCUGGGAUAAAUCGCUUUGAGGUUCGGGAAAGCACAGAAAGAUAUCUGGCGAUCAUUAAUGAACGCUUCAAUUACCUGUUUCAGAAAAUGGAAAACUGUCUUUUACAACUGGUACUUAAUAUUCCCAGGAAUAUUCUGCUACGUGAAGAUGAGGUACAUGAAAACUACUCUUGCAGUAAAGACCAGUUUGAUGUGCUCCAGAAUGAAGUACAGACAUUGCACAGGCAGUACAAAGAAGAAAAGCGUGUUACUCAAUCCCUUUUAGGUGAACUGGAAGAACAGAAAGCUGUGCAGGCAGAAUUGGAAAAGAUACUGUCUUGGUUUGAUGGACUGGACAAAAUUUGCAGAGAACAUGGGAUGAUAGAUCUGAUGGAGAGCUUUGCAUUCAUGGCUCAAACAUCAAAGAAACUGCAAGUCUCUGUAAAAGAAAUAGAUGUAAAGCAUAACAAACUUGCCCUUGAUAUGACUUCCAGGACUCCGGUACAAAGAAGAACACAAAGAUCUAGCCAAGGAAAACUUAAAUUAUACUGAGUUAUGCUAUCUACCUUAUGCCAUUGCCACACGGAUUUAUAAAAAGAAUGAAAUAUAGUGUAAUUGUAAAUAAUUGUAUAAUAACUGACUUCUGGGAAACUUGAUGUCAUAUUUUGCAUUGUGUUUCAAAUGAAUUCCUAAAAAUACUCCUAUUCACGUUUUUUUAUUUUAAAUGAAUAAAAAAAGAUACUCCUGAU